GCAGCCGUGCUGCCACAGUGCUGCUCGCCAUGGAGGGACCGCACCGCAGCUGCCUCCUCCUCCUCCUCUGCCUGCUCCCACCACCGGGCAUCCCAGGCCCACCGCCGCCUCUGGAGGAACCUCGGAAGCUGCUGCUGCUGCCACCGUCCAGCACCGCUGACCCCACCGCUCACCUGCUGCGCGGCCACCCCUCGGCCCCGGUGCGGCCCUACAGCCUGUCGCUCUCCCCCGAGGAUUAUCGCUACGCCCCCAAACCCCGGCACCUGCGCCCCGGGCGGCUGCGCCGGCUCCUGGGCUCGGCCUUCGACCCCUUCUGGAUGGCGACCGAGGAGCCCCGCGAUCGCAACGGGAGCAUCCUCGAGGAGAACCCGGAAUCCCUGAGCAGGGAGCUGGCCGAGGGUGCCGGGCGGUAUCACCGCAAGCUGUGGCGAGAGGCGGAGGGGCUGGAGCUGCCCCCAGAGCUAGCGGGGGCCCUGGCCCGCCGCCUGCGGCAGUGGCUGGUGGAACGGGCCGCCUGCCGCCUCACCGCCGCCUGGGUCGACCUGGGACCCGUCUUCUGGCCCCGCUGGGUGCGCCACACCACGUGCGAGACCGGGUCCCCCGGCUGCUCCUGGCCCCCCGGCAUGAGCUGCCGGCCCGCACAGCUCACCCGCAUCAAGCUGCUGGCCUGGCACUGCUGGACCCCGCAGCACCCCGGGCCCCCAAACUGCACCUGGCGGCAGAUCCCCUACCCCGUCGUGGCCGCCUGCAAGUGCUCCUGCCGCUGAGGGGGCUGCGGGGGCUCCGGAGGUGCCUCCCGCUGCCUGUUCUUGCGGCCAAAAGGCUUGAGAAAAGGCAAACGUCUGCCUGGACUCACCCUCGGAGCUGGGGGAAAACCCCCCAGAGAGAAAUAAACCUCCCGGAAGGAAGUGGGGAUGGCUGUGGUUGUUGCUCUGUGUCUCCCUGCUGAAACCUCUGGGUGGGGGGUGCAGCUGCUUUGCCCCUCAGCCCCCUGAGGCAUUGGCACCAGCGGAGGCCCUUGUGCAGCGCUCAUCUCCAGCAAAGGAUGAGGGAUGGAAAAAUGAUGGCACUGAACAGCAAGUUCUGUCUGCACCAGGACUUUCUCAGUCCAAGCUGGGGCAUCCCUGCCUGCCUGGGUGGGGCUGCAGGCAGGGAAGCAGGGCAAGGGAAUUCCAGCAGAGAAAGGGUAGAGGUGGGUCACUGCUUGGGGUGGAAACAGCAGUGUGGAGAGGGGCUGGAGUGAAUCAGUGGGGUAGUUUGGGACUGAAACAAGGCAGCCUAGUGAGGGUAGAAAAAGUG
This is a messenger RNA of Poecile atricapillus (Black-capped chickadee), 1299 nucleotides long. RefSeq names its product noggin-like. Bases 30 to 767 code for a protein of 245 amino acids. The transcript has a single exon. NCBI's taxonomy places the organism in Eukaryota, Metazoa, Chordata, Aves, Passeriformes, Paridae. The record is from RefSeq and is a predicted model, not a curated record. Gene Ontology annotation, biological process: negative regulation of BMP signaling pathway; negative regulation of cell differentiation; dorsal/ventral pattern formation.